AUGAAUGGAAUCAUAGUAGUCGUAAUCAAUAUAGCAGUACUGCUGAAACUGAAGCAGGUAGAAUCAGUAAACGAAGAGGGGGGACAGGAACAACCGAAACAUUACCUGUCGAAGGAAGAAGUGAUGGAAAUGCUGCAAGACUCAGUAAGAUCGUUGAUAGAGGCGGACGGAAGCGACUCGAACGAUGAUCAGAAGUUGCUGAGGUACUUCACAAUGGUGAAGUCACUGGGAUACUGUAUGGCAGGAGGAGAAAUGAAAAAGCAUGAGCUCGUGACGUGUUUGAACACAGUCAUAGGGGAGCUAGGAAUAACGCCGCCGGCUCCGUUCAUGAAGUGCCUGGGCGAAUACAUAAUGUGCUCCAGCAGAGUGUGUUUCUCAUCAGUCCUGGAAAAGAAGGCAGACAGCGAAACAUCGAAGAGGAGGACCAGUCCCACUAAGAUUCAAAGGAGUGUGAAAAGAGGAAAUAUAUGUAAAAUACUGUUUAGUGUGUAUACCAUAUCUAAACUGUGUUCUCACAGCCAAAUAAGAACUACAUGA
This is a messenger RNA of Theileria orientalis strain Shintoku, 537 nucleotides long. RefSeq lists its product as hypothetical. The transcript has 2 exons. NCBI's taxonomy places the organism in Eukaryota, Apicomplexa, Aconoidasida, Piroplasmida, Theileriidae. Bases 1 to 537 code for a protein of 178 amino acids. The record is from RefSeq and is a predicted model, not a curated record.